Messenger RNA from Notolabrus celidotus (New Zealand spotty), 2429 nucleotides. Its product is annotated as T-cell surface glycoprotein CD3 gamma chain-like. Gene Ontology annotation, cellular component: external side of plasma membrane; alpha-beta T cell receptor complex. Lineage: Eukaryota; Metazoa; Chordata; Actinopteri; Labriformes; Labridae. Gene Ontology annotation, molecular function: transmembrane signaling receptor activity. The coding region runs from base 123 to 656 and encodes 177 amino acids. The transcript is spliced from 6 exons. The record is from RefSeq and is a predicted model, not a curated record. Gene Ontology annotation, biological process: positive thymic T cell selection; cell surface receptor signaling pathway.
ACACAACCGCGCACACACAUACACACCCAGACAAAGACACUGCAAGAGACGAGGGACUUGUAGUUUUGACACAAGGGAUACAACAACUUUUUAUUCCAUGAACUCAGAGACACAAACACACAAUGAAGUACCAGAUACUUUUCCCUGCCUGUUUUCUGCUGCUCUGGACUUUGGCAGACCCUGCCGCUAACUCUGACUCUGAGAUAAAAGUGACUACUAUCUCUGAUGGCAUUCGGUUAACUUGUACCCCUGGAAAAAAAAUUGAAUUCAUGAAGAAAUUAUAUGACUCACCCUACAAAAUGCAAUACAGCGACAACAAUACAGGGGAAUACAUGUGUCGGAACGAAGCUGAUACUGAUGGACCAAAAAUCUAUGUCAAAUUUCGAACCUGUGACAACUGCAUAGAGCUUGACGUGGGAUCGAUUGUGGGGUUAGUUGUUGGAGAAGUGGUGGCCACGAUUGCAAUAGGCGUGGCUGUCUACCUCAGUGCCUCUCAGAAGAGGAUUGAUCCAGUCAUGUUGGAAAAGAAAAGAUCUGACAGACAGCAUCUCAUCCCACUUGAACACAGCAACAGAGCCCCCAAUGACCAUUACCAGCCUCUGAAACACAAAGGUGCUCAGAAAGACACGUACGAUGUUCUGACCAACAGGAGAUAGACGGACGGUGGUCUCCUGUCUUUGAAGCCUACCCUUCCCCAGCUUUCAACAUAUUCUGCAUGCAUCCUGGGAGGGAACUGUUCAUCUUGAUUGUUUUUAGCUUUCUGUAAAUGUUUCUCUGAAUGACAGUAUGUUUAUGCUGUCUGUCACUGUUCAGGGUUUUUAGCCGUUGUUUUUAAUGAUGAUUGUUUUUGAAUCAACUCACGUGGCUUUCUCAUUAACUGUCUUCUUCCUCAAUAUUGUAAGGAGGGUUAAAGAAAAGUUAAAAAAUGAGAGAUAAAAAAGUUAUUUCCUGUCAGGUUAGCGGCUAUGAUCAGGGGUGAUGAAUUAGUAGUAAUACUUCUUGUCUAUAGGAGCCAUUUUGCUUACUACAUCAUACUUAAAUGAUAUUUGUAGAGUUUCUAAUAAGUUGUAAUUUGAAGAUGAUACACAUGUAUUUUGUACACGUACAUUUGAACAUGAAAGAACUAAUGAAAACAGAAGAAACUGUCCUGAUGAAGUUACAGUUUUACUCGGUUGCUUUGGUACAUUUCUCAGAUCAGAAUUGAAAUUCUCAAAACUACUUGUUCAAUCUUCACAUAAUUGCGUCCCUUGUGCACAUCAAAAAAGUAGUUUCUCAUUUCUUUGAACAAGUUGCAAAUGCUUUGGUACAUCCAUGCCAAUGAUUAUGUACAAUUAUCUGCCGUUUCCUACGUUAUCAAGUGCUUAUGUCAUGUUGAUCAAAAUGUAUUAGAAUGGGUCUCUGUUGAAUAGUCUCACCCUCCACAACAUUUAGGCAUUAGUUCAUCGCAUAAGUCUUCACACGCAGAAUGGUUGAACAUGUUGUCAGAAUAUGUCAGUCAUAUUUCUGUAGAUUUCCAUUUGACUUUUUUUGUAAAUCUAUCCUGAAUUGGUAACGAAGGGAAAUGAUCAACCAGUUUUCUGAAAUAGCUCAAAGGUGCAUCUCAUGAACAAUCAAUUGGCAAGUAUAUAAAUACUUAUAUAUAGGUAUAUACCAUUGACUUAUACAUAAAUGUGAAUCUUGUCCAGUCUCUUGCAAUCAAUCUCCCACAUACACUAAUGUGUAACUUACAAUUUACAAUAACUGUCAUCUAAACUUUAGCCAUAGUUUACAUCAGAACGUCCCUCUAGAGUACACUGUUAUAUUGACAACAUGACUCAGCAAUUUGACUGUCUUAUCCGUACACAAUGACACAAGGACUUGUCAUUGUGAUGGCACUGACAUGUUCUUUGACACAGAUAUUUACUUUUGAGAGAUGAACUAAGGCUUUUGAGCAAGAUACUGGCUUUUGCAGGUAAUCCAUGGUGUUUUGAUAUUUGUACGAAUUGUUUCGAGAAAUGCACUUACUGUUUUGCAAAUGUCGAGGAUGAUUUGAGAAAUGGACCAAAGCGACUGUAAAAACAUGGUUUGAUAUGAAUAUGCUAUCGUUAGAUAAAGAUACAUCUAAAUUCAGGUGUCCAGAGGUGACUGGGUUAAAUUUGAAAUCAAAUUAAAUUUAAAAGAUGAUGAUAUUCAUGGAGUGUAUGAAAUCACAUUUCUUGGAGUCACCAUAGAUCAUUGAUUUAGAAGCUGAACAUCACAAGAAUACAAUCUAAAUACAUUCAAAUCUUUACAAAAUAAAAGACCUGAAAAAAAAGUCUACUUUAGUUCUCUAUUAUGCUGUAUAUGAAAUACUGAGUUGAGUUAUUGGAAAAUGUAUAUAAAACAAAUAUGGAUCAUAUUAAAAAAGGAAUUAAAAUAAUAAAUAAAACUUGUUACCAUGAAGUUACUAA